This is a messenger RNA of Neohortaea acidophila, 1935 nucleotides long. Its product is annotated as major facilitator superfamily domain-containing protein. The record is from RefSeq and is a predicted model, not a curated record. Gene Ontology annotation, biological process: transmembrane transport. Gene Ontology annotation, molecular function: sulfate transmembrane transporter activity. Bases 95 to 1828 code for a protein of 577 amino acids. The transcript has 8 exons. NCBI's taxonomy places the organism in Eukaryota, Fungi, Ascomycota, Dothideomycetes, Mycosphaerellales, Teratosphaeriaceae. Gene Ontology annotation, cellular component: membrane.
ACAUCAACGACUUCUUUGCCUUCCACUCUUCUGUCUUUCCUUUCCCUCUCCCCUUUCAUUAGACUAGUCUUUGCUGUCAAGAUCCUCUUUUAUCAUGUCGUCACACGACAGCGUCUCGGAUGAGUUGGUGGACGAGGUGAAGGUUGAUCCUGAAAAGGUCGGCUACAAAGAUCAUCCCCAUCACCAACACCGCCAUGAGCACUUCCACAGUGCCUCUGUUGAGGCCGAAAAGGUGCUCGGACAAGGUGGAGGCGACGCCGUCUACUUCGAAUCCGGCGGUUUAUUCAAACGGGCCGGCCGCGGACCAACAUUCGACAAUGAGAAUAUGUCGUCGAGAUACGUCAAGCCCAUUGAGACCUUCGAAGGCCUGCACCGCUGGGACCCGGACUUCGAGUGGGAGCCCAAAGAAGAGCAACGUCUGGUUCGAAAGAUCAAUUGGCGCAUCUGUCUCUGGGUCUGCAUCGCCUUCUUCUCCCUGCAAUUGGACCGCGGCAACAUCUCGCAAGCGCUGAGCGACAAUCUGUUGAAGGACUUGGGCCUUUCCACCAACCAAUACAACACUGGCCAGUCGAUUUUCUACGUAUGCUUUUUGUUUGCUGAGCUGCCUUCUCAGUUGAUCUCCAAGAAAGUUGGCCCGGACAAUUGGAUUCCCAUACAGAUGGUUUCUUGGUCCCUCGUGGCCAGCUGUCAAGCAUUCAUGCAGAACGCCGGCGGAUUCUACGCCUGCCGAGCAUUCCUUGGUCUUAUCGAAGGCGGUUUCAUCCCCGACAACAUUCUCUACUUGAGUUAUUGGUACACCGGCGCCGAGCUGCCCAUCCGUCUCGCGUUUUUCUGGGUAUCCUACCAAGCCACUUCCAUCGUCUCCGCUUUCCUCGCCUACGGCAUCCUCCAUCUCCGGGGAUACGACGGCCUGGAAGGCUGGCGAUGGCUUUUCGCGCUCGAGGGCACACUCACCGGCGUCAUUGGCAUCAUCACCUACUUCUACCUGCCGCCAUCGCCUUACCAGACAGCAUCGCGCUUCCGAGGGAAGAAUGGCUGGUUUUCAGAGCGCGAAGAGAAGAUCAUGGCGAAUCGUAUCCUGCGGGAUGAUCCGAGCAAGGGAACUAUGCACAACCGUCAAGGCUUGUCGCUGAAGAUGCUCUGGGAGUGUCUCAAGGACUACCACAUGUGGCCCAUCUACCUCCUCGGCUUGUCUUGGCUACUUCCCACGGUCCCCAUGCAGCAGUACAUCACGCUCAACCUGCGAGCCGUGGGCUUUGGAACCUUCGAGACCAACUUGCUCACUAUACCGGCCUACGUGAUUUUCAUCAUCGGGCUUAUCGUCUUCUGCUUUGCAACGGAGUACUUCAACGAGCGCUUCUUGAUCUCUUCUUUGAGUCAAGUGUGGAGCUUGCCUUUGCUUAUCGCUCUCGAAACGCUUCCGCCCAGUCGUUCGCCGUGGGUUACUUGGAUCCUGACUGUGCUCGUCUUUGCCCAACCUUACGUCCAUCCGGUCAUUGUGGCCAUCACGAGUCGAAACGCCGGCAGCGUGCGAACACGGACCGUCGCCUCUGCUCUGUAUAACAUGAUGGUGCAAGCGUCGAACAUCUACGGCGCGCAGAUCUACCGCACGGACGAUGCUCCGUUGUACUACACCGGCAACAAAGUCUUGAUUGGCAUUUGCUGCUACAACUUCUGCUUGUUCAUCUUCACCAAAUGGUUCUACAUUCAUGUGAAUCGCAAACGGGAGCGCAAGUGGGGUGCUAUGAGUGUGGAGGAGAAGCAGCACUACCUCGACACCACCACGGAUCAGGGCAACAAGCGGCUCGAUUUCCGCUUUUCUCACUGAUUUGCUCCGAUGAGUGAGAAGUAGAAGACCUGGCCUUGUUUGACACCAUGGGCGGCGCCAUUGAGGGAUAGAAAGCAUUACACUGGCGAAUAGAGAUGGGCACAAGA